AAGUCAGGCGAUACACAUAUUUGACACAUAGCGUUUUAAUAACCUUCCCCUCUCUCCACCCACGAUGUUUCUAUUUUGGUAAGAUGAUGAAAUAAAGGAGCUGAGAAAAACUCGUCGUCAAUAGUGAGAAGAAUGUGACCUUAGACAAAACAAAUGGGUGCAGUCGCGUCUGACUCAUGGUCAUGGGUGCUGUUUCGCAAUGAAGGGAGACAGCAAUGACUAAGAAGAUAAUAUUAAACUCACUCCAGUGCAGUGCCACUGUCACUUAAGAAAGUUAUUUAUCAAACAACGGUCGAACCGUUAACACCCGGUGCUCACAGAUAACUCAACAGUUAGGAAAUUCUAAUGUGAUUUAAAGCGCUUCUUCACAUACUGAUUUGAUCAAGUGUCGAACACUGUUUCAAUUUGUGAAAAUUGAGCUUUCCACAAAGGAAUAAUUUCAGAAAGAAAGAUGAAGAUCAUGCCGUUUCUCCUGUUUUCAAUUCUGCUGUGCACGGCCUGUGCAGUCACAAGUGACGAAUCGAGCUGUGAAACGACCUUUAACGAGGACUGCAUUAAGAAAGUAACAGUCACAAUCAAAGGAAAGUGUUUUGAACAACGCAGACCAUUUCACAUUCUCUAUGAUUCGUCUGGACAGCAAAGAAGAACAGUUGCUACACUGAAUUAUCAAGAGAAGUACACAUGCGAUUCAGUUAAAGAUUUCAUCUGCAAUGACAUGAUGAACAACACCUUCGUUAUUUCCACGGAAACUAGUGUAUCAUGUAUGAACGGAAAUGUAACACUUUCUCCAGAUGGAGACCUAGACAUCGCCUGUCAGCAAAGUAAAGAAAAAUUGAGGCCAUUAGGAGCGAAUAUAGAACUUCAGGCACAGAAUGGAACUAUUUAUGCCACUCAAGACCAAACCAAUAGUGACGCGGCUAUUGGGGGGAUAAUUGCUGGCUUAGUUGGUCUCUCGGCUGUCGUCAUAAUUGUACUUUUGCUGAUUUUCUUCCUUCGACAGAAGAAAAAGAAAAUGCACACGCAAAAUUCCCCUAGUAACGAAGGUUGCGGUGGACCAAAAGAAACAGAACAACAAAGCUUCCUUGAGAAACCUGUGCAGAAACCAGGCAGGAAGAAACAAACAUUGUUCAGGCCCAACAGAUAAGGAAGAGGAACGUUGGUUUUUUAUGCCAUGUGCGUCUAUCAACGGCAUAUUACGGAAGGAGAUGUUGCCAGUAACACUGACCAGUUGAAUGUCAAAGGAAAUUAAUUUGUUCUACCUUCAACUGCUGUAGAAAUGAAGAACACUGAAAUAACUGUUUUCCAGUGACACUGUAAGGUCAGCAUAUCGGUGUGCUUGGUCGAAAUCUACCGAUGAUGUGCACAGAAGCUAAUUUCAUCUCGACGUUGAAGAGGUUGGAAAUAAUAGGUGAUAAACGGUGAAAAGCCUCACGGCUAAUAUACUAAUAUACAUCACAUCAUAUCAACCUAUCUUGUACAUGCAGAGAAAGGACAACAUGUCCGCGACAAGACUGAAUCCAGGGCACGUACACAAUCUUUACUGCAUUGUAUGCCGGGUACUUACUCGUUACCCAACCGGACCAUAUCUUGGCAUGGGAGACACUUUAGUGUCACAGAGCAAAGUGUCCCUGUCUUCUUAAUCUUAAAAUUGACUGUUUAUACAUAAGUAAUAUUUAUGGGAUUUUUUCUAACUUGGAGCGUGAAGCAUAAUAAGUCAGAUCGGUUAAAUGACCCGAGAUAUUAUAUAUCUACAAUAUUGAACAUCACCAACACAACUCUUUUACUAAUUUUUUCUCCCUCUCAAGACAUCUUUGAAAGUGUGCUUCUUUGUCAAGUCAAGGCAGAAAAGAUUUUGUCGGUUGAAUACAAUAUUAUAAUAUUAAUAGCUCAUACUGUGCUGCUUUAGUUCUUAAUGACUUGUUUAAGAUGAUUACAGACUAUUUCUCCAUGUCAAACUGCUUAAUCUCGUCGAACCGAGACUGCCUUUGACACACACAGUGUGCGUAGGACUUAUUACAGACAACUAAGUAACUAAGAACUUAUGUCACUCCUCGUAGUGAUGGCUGUUGUGGUCACAACGACAAUGACAAACGAUUGUUAUAAUAAAGUAAUGAGAUACAGUGA
Molecule: messenger RNA, 2124 nt
Organism: Pomacea canaliculata
Lineage: Eukaryota; Metazoa; Mollusca; Gastropoda; Architaenioglossa; Ampullariidae
Exons: 8
Coding region: 452-1144 (230 amino acids)
Source: RefSeq, a predicted model, not a curated record